Chara braunii is the source of this 4630-nucleotide messenger RNA. Lineage: Eukaryota; Viridiplantae; Streptophyta; Charophyceae; Charales; Characeae. The record is from the annotation of a GenBank genome assembly.
GCGAUCGACUAAUUUUAGGUUCUCAUUUAUCAGGGAGGGAGGAGGGUGUCUUCCUUUCUCUCUCUCUCUCUUCUCUCUCUCUCUCUCUUCUCUCUCACAGAUUCUAAUAAUACCGCAAUACUUGAAGAACAAGUAGUAGUGCCAAGAUGAUCUCCGUCUGCUUGUCCAACGCGGGUGGCAUUUGCAAUCUGCGGUCGUUAACACGUUGGCCAGCCAGUCCGUAUGGCAGCAUCGGGUACACGUACACGUCACCUCUCCUCCCCCCUGUUCAAUUACGCCGCCACGUGGCAGAUUUCCAGAGAUGGAGAGUCGGGUUACCAUCGAUUACUACUUCGCCUUGCCCUUCCUCCGCGUCAGCAGGAGGAGGAUGGGCGGCCACCGCACUACUAGGAGGCCCGGCGCCUUCUGCUUUCGCUCUGGCUAGUCGUUGUGCUACCCGACUGACACGUGGUCAUUCUUCGCCUGCGCUGGACUUCUGGCGGGAAGAAGACUCUUGCGCGUUGUCGACCAGCUUUUUCCCGCCUUUUCCCUCUCGUUGUGUCGGGAUCCGGACCGGAAUGACGCCAACCGAAAUUUGCAGAAGAAGAAGAAGAAGAGACUCGUGCGGCGGCGGCGGAGGUGGCGGCGGCGGCGAGUACAUCGAGACUGUGCGACGACGGCGGCGGCGGCGGCUUGCGGCAGGUGGUACGUGUCGUGCGGCAGCGGUAAGGAUGGGCCGACGCAAGGCUGGCUCCGCCGGUUUCUCCUCCUCCUCGUCCACCCCCUCCUCCGCCGCUGCCGCCGGGAAUGCCCUCCCGCGCAGCACCACCUACCAGUCCGCCACGGAGGUGUACGUCAUUAAGCCCGGCGAUUGGGUGAGCGAUGUGGCGGCGGCGUGCGGCGUCGAUGUCGAGGACAUCCGAAAGCUUAAUCCGACCGUCGAUCUGGAUACCGUGGACGCAGGUCAAGAGAUAGUCAUCCCGAAAACCGAACGAGCAGUGACGUGGCUAAAGGCGAUGAAGAAGGAAGAGGAGAGAGGAGGAGGUGGAGGCUACGGAGCGCCAACGUGUGUUAGUGGUUCGACAGCAGCGUCGACCGCGACAGAAGUGAUGGGCGGGAGCGAUGGCACAGGGGGAAAGUUAUGUGCCGCCGUACGAUCUGAUGAGCGCAGGAAAUCGCUGAAGAGCGGAGUGGGAACGGUAGCAGCAGCAGCAGCAGCAGGAGGAGGAGGAGGAGGAGGAGAAAAAGAGAGGAUGGAGAAGGAGGAGAAGAGGGCCGGUUUUGCUACUGGCGGCCAAUGGCCAUUUGGGGCCUUAUGGACGAAGAAGGCGGCGACUAGGACGGGAACGGCGCAACUGGAGGUUGGCGGCGGAGCGGUCCAAUCAAAGUCGACGGAGAUAGAGGAGGAGAGGAGGGAGGCGAAGGGAGAUAGCGUCGAGUCCCCGAUCGAGGAGACGGACUUGUAUGUGAUGCGAAGAGGCGAUUGGGUGUCUUCUGUCGCGAUGGACUUGGGUGUCCCGAUGGACGAAUUGCGGCGCCUCAAUCCCGGCGUGGAUCUAGAUAACGUCAGGCCGAAGCAGAAGCUCAUCAUUCCCAAGAUCUCUCGUUCUGCUGACGUGGCGUCCUCCACCGCCUCCACCGCCUCCACCACCUCCACCCGCUCCACCACCUCCACCCCUUCGCGCUCUCGUUCCCCACUUUCAGUAUCAGGGGGCGCGACAGGCGGCGAAGUUCCCCGAACUUGUCCCCCCCCACCCUCCUUUUCUGUGUCCUCCUCCUCAUCCCCUUCCUCGCCGUCUUCUUCUCCCUCGGUGUGUGCUCCUCCGCGUAGAGGCGCAGACGAGCGGGAUCCCGCUGUAAGAGUCGAAGGCACAGCAGCGCAGUACAGCAGCGCAGGCGGAAUCUGUCCUCCCCCGGCGGGCGGUAAAGCUGUGGCGAAGUCAUCGUCGGAUGCGGCGGAGAUCUGCGCUUCCUCUCCGCCGUACCCUCUUCGAAUGGCAGGGGCGGCAGUCGGGGCGGGGGGAGCAGACGCAGCGAAGUCCGCGGUGGCCGGGGCAGGUGGUACCUGCUCUGCUCCCCCCCCCUCCCGCUCUCGUGCACCAAUGGGAACGCAACGCGCAGCAACGCCGGCGAGCGCGGCGGGAAAGAUGUGCGCUCCCCCCGCCGCCCCUCCCGUGUGUUCUCCUCCUCCAGCAGCACGGCUUAAGGAGCCGACUUGCCCGCAGCCAAGCUGUCCGCCUGCUCCCCGCGGCGCUCCGCCUACUAAGGGUGCGCAGCCCCUCCUCAGAGAACCCCGCGACGGCAGGGGCGCCAUAGCCAGAGGCUGGUUCUCUCUUGUUGGCCAGCGGGGCCGACAGCAAAAGCCGCCGCCGCCGGCGCCGGCGCAGCAACAACAACAACAACAACAAUGCCAAGCCGAUGGAGCUGCAGCGCGCCAAGCGAGCCCUGCCGGUAGCGGCGGCGUAUCGGGCCUUCCACGCCACACGGAGCUCUACAAGGUUAGGGGAGGGGAUGUCGUGGAGUCGAUCGCAGCAGCACGGGGCGUCCCCGUGCAAUCCCUCCUGUCACUCAAUCCUGGUGUCAAUCUAGAGCGGCUGCGGGUUGGCCAGCAGAUCGUGGUCCCCUUCAAGCAGUCCGGUACGGCGCCGAAGGCGGGCACCGCGGGUACGGCCAGUAGCGGGGGGAGCAAUAGCAAUAGCGGGUACGUAGUGUAUGCGCGCCACCAGGUGGAGCCCGGCGAUUACCUCAGCGAGAUCUCAGAGAGGUACGGCGUAAGCAUAGCCGAGAUAAUGAAGGUGAACAGAAUGACUCUCGAUGACCCUAUCAAGGUAGGUCAGACUGUGCUGAUUCCUUUCCGCAAAGAGGUGACUAGCGGCGGGGAAGGCGCUUCGUGGCGAGGUGCAAGAGCUUCUACUCCCUCAACAGCAAGGCAGGGAGAGAGGGAAGGAGCAGCAGCAGCAGCAGGAGGAGGAGGAGGAGGAGGAGGAGGAAGAAAAGGAGAUGGGAGAAGCGUUGCAACGGUGGGUGCAAGUGCUGCUGCAGAGCGAUCGUACUGGUCGCGCGUGAUUGAGGCGGUGUCCCCUCUUCAAGGGCUAGUUCUGGCGGGAACGAUGAUGGGAGUUGGCGCCGCGGCAGCGGCAGGGUAUGUCCUGGGUGCUGCUUCGUCUUCGUCGUCUCAACGCGGUGGGGUAAUGGGGAGGAGAGUGCGGUUUGGCCGAGAGGGAGAGAUUCCUCUAGGAAGAGGAGGAGGUGUAGGAGGAGGAGGAGGAGGAGUGGGCGGCGUCCGGACCCGCCGCCGGCACAGGGAGGACGGAAGGGGGGACGUGGCUAUGGCGGCAGGCACGAGCUUGUCCCAAGAACCGGCGAUGGCGAUGGCUGCUAAUCUUGGCCAUUAUGUAGAAAAUGACGACGAUAUGGGAACUGGCGGGAAAAUGCAGGGCAAUUUGCGUAUUGGAGAUGGAUACUCGGCAGGGACAUCGCUGAAAUUUGCCAUCUCCACAGCCGUGGAAUCAGCGAGAAAGGCCCUAGGACUGGCCGUGGCCACGGUGGCCGUUGUGGCAGUGAGCGGGUACGGGCACGUGCAGAGGCGCACGGACGAGCAGGGAGAGAGAGAGUCGUUGUCGUCGGGGGAGGACGAAGGAGAAAAGAUGGCGGGGGCAAGCAGAAGCCGGAAAAAGGCCCCUCAUUUGUACAGUGACGGCUUGUGGAAUCGUGACGAUGAUAUGAUCCCUCAUUUGUGCGCAGUGCUGCCAAAGCCCUGUGCGCUUCACGGCAUAGCGGUGACGGGCUUGCUCGCUCAUGGCCGGCCGCCGGCGGGAGAGAGCGUCGUCAGAGGUACUGGCGGAACGAGAGGGGGAGGGGGAGGGGGGGGGGGAGGGGGAGGGGAAGACAACGGUGAGAACGAAUGGGCAGCCGUGCUGCUGCUUUCUGCGCCCGAUGGAUUGGUGUCUGCAACAGCGAUGCUGGGGCCUGGCGGUGCUCUUCCAGCUGUGCAGAUGGCUGUCUCUCAGAUGACGACCGAGGUUGCAGGUUUGAAGUCACUAAAGGCAGUGGUAGUGAACGCUUCCCCAGGCAUUGGGCAUGACAUCCUUGAGAUGGUUGUUGGCAUGCUUCCGGGAGUGCCGGCGUAUGCAGUGAUGGCGGGCAGGGGAAGUCCCGAUGCGAAGGGUUGGCUGGUACCAUCGAAAACAGGGUUUGGAGCAGCAGGACAAGGCGUCUCUCUGAUCGGUGUAACUUCAGAGGCAGAGUUUGGCGGCGCUUUCCUUGCCACAGUGAUCGGACAAUGGCUGUACGGUCCUCAGUGCGUUGUUGUAGCAAGACCGCCGCUGAUGCCGGCAGCCGUCAGCAAAGUUUACUAGUCUAUUAGAUACAUCUAUUGAUGUUUUUACAGUUUUUUGCAUUUGUUCGUCAACAGUGGGUAAGUGUUGUUUGUGUACAUCGGAGUCACAGGGGUGGGCCGUUCCUGGUUUGCUAGAACCUGUUCCUGAUUUGCUAGAAGCUGUUCCUGGUUUACUAGAAGCUGUUCCUGGUUUUGUAUUCAAGGUCUCCGAACCUGCGAUUGCAGUCAGGGAAUCCUCCUGCAGUAUCAGGUCGUCGCUCAAGAAAGAAAGAAAGAAAGAAAAAAAAGGGGAAACAAAAAAGAUCAUUAAUG